UUGCCGGGCGUGAAGUCGGCGUCCUCGAGGUUCGCGAAAAGGCGCCUGAGCUUCCUUCCGUGGCUCCGCGGGGGAAGCCGCCUCAGCCCGCGCGGGACGGCAAGGCUGGCAGCCUCAGCCUCCAAGCCCUGAACCUCUCUCUCUCUCUCUCUUUCUCUCUCUCUCCCACCUUCCGGCCAUCGAGGCCGGCGUGAAACUUCCCGAGAGCUUCAUCCCGGGGCUUGUCCUUUCCCGGCCGGCGGAGGCUGGCAGGAGGAUGACGUCACCGGAUCAGGCUGACCGGCAAUGGGCGCCAUUUUGAAACCCCCGAACCUCCGGCGGCGUCGGCGCUGGCUGUGGCGGCAGCCGCAGCACCAGCAGCUCCACCAGCAGCAGCAGCAGCAGAAGCGGCGGCGAAAGAGGCGCUUGUAGCGGCUUCCCCAUCCGUCCCCGUUGAUUCUUCCGUUCCGCGGGCUUUUGCAGCCGGCGGGUCUCCGCCAGCCCACACGCCGCGCAACAUGGCAGCAGGGGUGGCCGGCGGCGGCGGAGGCGUCGCCGGCGGCGGCAACGAUUUCCAGUGGUGCUUCUCGCAGGUGAAGGGGGCGAUCGACGAGGACGUGGCGGAAGCUGACAUUAUCUCAACGGUUGAAUUUAAUUACUCUGGAGAUCUUCUGGCAACAGGAGACAAAGGUGGCAGAGUGGUUAUAUUUCAAAGGGAACCAGAGAAUAAAAGCCGUCCUCAUUCAAGGGGAGAAUAUAAUGUUUACAGUACCUUUCAGAGUCAUGAACCUGAGUUUGACUACUUGAAAAGUCUAGAAAUUGAGGAAAAAAUUAAUAAAAUUAGGUGGUUACCACAACAGAAUGCUGCUCACUUCUUAUUAUCUACAAAUGAUAAAACUAUUAAAUUAUGGAAAAUCAGUGAAAGGGAUAAAAGAGCUGAAGGUUAUAACUUGAAAGAUGAAGAUGGACGACUUCGGGAUCCAUUUAGAAUCACAGCGCUACGGGUGCCAAUAUUGAAACCCAUGGAUCUCAUGGUAGAAGCAAGUCCCCGAAGGAUAUUUGCAAAUGCACACACAUAUCACAUAAACUCUAUUUCAGUAAAUAGUGAUCAUGAAACAUACCUUUCUGCAGAUGACCUAAGAAUCAACCUGUGGCAUUUAGAAAUCACAGAUAGAAGUUUUAAUAUUGUAGACAUAAAGCCUGCUAAUAUGGAGGAAUUAACAGAAGUGAUAACUGCAGCAGAGUUUCAUCCUCAUCAUUGUAAUGUGUUUGUCUACAGCAGUAGCAAAGGAACUAUUCGGCUCUGUGAUAUGCGUUCUUCAGCCCUUUGUGAUAGGCAUUCAAAAUUCUUUGAGGAGCCUGAAGAUCCCAGCAGCAGAUCAUUCUUUUCAGAAAUAAUAUCUUCAAUAUCAGAUGUAAAAUUCAGUCACAGUGGUCGAUACAUGAUGACCCGAGAUUAUCUUUCAGUUAAAGUAUGGGAUUUAAAUAUGGAAAACAGGCCAGUAGAGACCUAUCAGGUUCAUGAAUAUCUUCGAAGCAAACUCUGUUCACUGUAUGAGAAUGAUUGCAUCUUUGAUAAAUUUGAAUGCUGCUGGAAUGGUUCUGAUAGUGCCAUUAUGACUGGCUCCUAUAACAACUUCUUUAGGAUGUUUGAUCGGAACACACGGCGAGAUAUUACAUUAGAGGCCUCAAGAGAAAGUAGCAAACCUCGAGCCAUCUUAAAACCCCGGAAAGUGUGUACAGGUGGCAAAAGAAAGAAAGAUGAAAUAAGUGUUGACAGUCUGGACUUCAAUAAGAAGAUCCUUCAUACAGCAUGGCACCCUGCGGAGAACAUCAUUGCUGUAGCUGCAACCAAUAACUUGUAUAUAUUCCAAGACAAAAUUAAUUAAAGACGGCUUAUUUGAGGACAGAGUUGUCGUCUUGAAUAGUUAAGCUCUGUUGUUUAUCUGUCAGAGAUGGCCUUGUUGUCCUUCCAGUAAAGAACAUUGAUGCACUUAUUUCCCUUUAUAGGCAAAGGAGAGAAACUGGCCUGGACUUGAGUUCGUGGUGUAUUUCUGCCUUCAGUGAGGGGGGAACAUGGAAUUGAUUUUUGUAAACAAGGAAAGCCCACUGGAAGCAGAAUUGAUGGACAAUACUUAAUAAAAGUCAAUAUUAAAAAAAAAUGUAUUUAUUUAAGUCUGAGCCUCCCUUUCCAGUUGAUAGACCAAAAAUCUAACACCCAAGAAACAAAUUGUCAUAAAAAUGUAAUUUUUAUCUCACAUGCUCUUUAUCUGCUGUAAUAUUUGGGCCUUUCAGAACAUAUAUUUGUGCUUUAUGCCUGUAAACAUUCUUUCUCUGGCCUUCAUCUAAGCUUUAGGUGUUUCUACCUUUGAGCAUAUAGGUAAGUCUAGAGUUGGGUGUGUAGACAGGUUUUUCAUGUAUAUUUACUCACCAACUGUAUAACCACACCUUCUGGUGUAAACCACUUAAUAAAAAUAACAAACUAUAAAAAAAGUGUUUUUAAAUCUGAAAGUAUGUAUUCAGUCUUUUUUAUUGCAUGUAUUGAGAUUGUGCAAGAUACCUGAUGGAAAGAUUUGAAGUUUGUCCCCAAAAAAAUAUUUAUUAUACAAAACGAGCAGUUUUGGGUGAUGUCCUACUGCUUCAAACUCUAAAUUGAAAUUUGUAUCCAGCUGUCGUCUUUACCCUAGUUUGUAUUGCUUUUCUAUGUUUAAAAGAAGAUAUCAUAUGGUAUGCACAAAAGAGGUGAUGUGAAAAACAGCCCGUUUUCUUACAUGUAGCCUUAAACAAUGGGCCAUGUACAUCAGAACCUUCAAUAAUCAUUGUUUUGGUUAAUAGUAAAUAUGCUUUACAAUUAAUGGUAAUGUGCAUACAUGAAUGUGCAUUACAUUUUUUACCCUUAGUUCUAUGUUUUCAAGAAGAUGGGUUUUUUUAAUACUAAACUAGGCAUAAGCAGAUGCAAGCAUAUUGCCCCUGAAGCUCAACCUUGUAUGUUAUUAUAAUUAAUUAUGCCAAACAGGAGCACAUUUAGAUAUAUUUCAACUCUUAAUCUGGGCCUGUGACACCAGGAGACCUACACUUGGUUGUCUUAAGGCUGAUGUGGAAAUGCAUUAAUGCUAAGUUUCCACUAGGAAUGGGGGCAAAGAAAAAUACAUCUCUUUUAUGAUAUUUUUUUCAUAGAAGUAGGAAUAGCUCCCAGUAUUUCACUGUAAACAUCUCUGGGAGUAAACCUAAAAAAUAGCAAUGGGCACAAUUUUAAUAAACUACAUAUCUUCCACUUUCUGUAAAGUUAACUGCUGAAUGUGCCUAUGAGAUCCCCCUUAAAAUUCAGGCCCUUUGAGCUUCCUGAAGAUAAGAUAGGGUGAUUUGUUAAUGCUCUAAAUUAAAUGAAGGUUUAAUAUGAUUAUUAAAAGUAUGAGUAUGCAAGAAGAAUGUGUCUCUGAUCCUAUCCUGUCAAUGUUCAUGGAGUGCCACUCGUCCUCAAAAUCUAACACCAAUUUGGUGGAUCGAAAAAUAAAAAUCAUAUACUGUAUACCAGUUGUGACACUAUUUGCAAAUCUUGAAAUGUGGAACCUAUAGGUCAUUUAACCAAUAGAUUGACUUUGUUCCCUCCCUGACUUCCUGCAAAACAAAUACAAUGGGUUUGUAUAUAAUUGUUCUAUUAUUUUGAUCAAAAAGUUUAAUAAAUUUUAAAUGUUUA
Pantherophis guttatus is the source of this 3676-nucleotide messenger RNA. RefSeq names its product protein phosphatase 2 regulatory subunit Bdelta (gene PPP2R2D). Gene Ontology annotation, cellular component: protein phosphatase type 2A complex. Gene Ontology annotation, molecular function: protein phosphatase regulator activity; protein binding. NCBI's taxonomy places the organism in Eukaryota, Metazoa, Chordata, Lepidosauria, Squamata, Colubridae. The record is from RefSeq and is a predicted model, not a curated record.